Nematocida minor is the source of this 1182-nucleotide messenger RNA. RefSeq lists its product as uncharacterized. The coding region runs from base 1 to 1182 and encodes 393 amino acids. The record is from RefSeq and is a predicted model, not a curated record. The transcript has a single exon. NCBI's taxonomy places the organism in Eukaryota, Fungi, Microsporidia.
AUGAUACUGCCAUUCUCGCUGGGAUGGCUCUUCACGGGCAGCCGAUGCGAUGAAAGCUACGGAAAAGAGGAUGCUCUCUUAUCAGAGUCCAAAAUAGCUGAUGUUUCGGGGUACGUUGUGUUUGUUGCCCCGCUUGUCUGGGACUCUCUCAUUUUUCAGACGUAUAUCAAUGGGCGGUCGUACUCUAAGGCCGUAGACAUCAGCAAAGAGAUCGUAAACGAGAACAUUAAAGGCCUGAAAAAUAUUAUCAAAAAGCAGCAGACUUUUAAAUCAGACAUAAAAAGAUUCUUGAGAAUGUACGAGAGAGGACACAUUGAAAGCUGCCCCAAGAGAAACAAGCUCUUUACGGGAAUGCACGAGGUGAUCCAGGAGGAAGAAAUGCAGAAGAAGAGCAUAGAGCCUGUUAUUGUCUUCAUCAACAAGCUCUCAGGACAGGCAGAGAUGAUUAUGCGAGAGAACAUCUACAAACUGAUAAAAGCAGUGGAAAAAGAGAAAGACGGAAGCAUUUGGAUAACAUACGGAAACGUCAUUGACAAGGCUCUGCGAGCAAUGCGCGAAAACACGUCGGUGAAGAACAGCCUAGACAUAACCAUAAAAGAGUUCAACACAAAGAUAUCGCAGAUUUUACUGAAUAAGGAAACAAACAGAAUAGACUUCAACAUGGAGAAAGCUCGGUUCAAUUUGGGAGGCACAAUAUACAGCCCAGGCCUGCUGGAGCAGAUAGCUGGCAAGCUGGAUGACAGCGAUAAAGACGUUUUUGUAGAAAAACUUGUUCGGGCUCUGAUCAGCCCCGUGCUGAGCCUAAAGGCAAAAGUAUCGGGAUAUACGCCCGAGAACAUCAAGGAAGAGACAAUAAAAUACAUAAAGUCAGUGACAGGCGUGAUUGAGGUGUAUUCGCUGAAAAAAGAGAUAGACGAGGCGCAGGACAUGAGAUCUCAGUCCAUAUGCAGGAGAACACAGAGGAUAGCAGAUAAAAAGCCCAUAUCACACAAAAUAGACGAAGUUCAGAUGAAAAACACGCAGAGAAUGCUCAGGGUUCUUCAGGAAGCAGAUCCAGCUCUCUUCAAAGAUUUUAUCACAAUGGAUACAAACAUUGCAAAAAAGUACGUGGAGUAUAUUAGAACGGGAGGCGGCGACAAAAAGUUAAAACAAGAAAUUGAACUAUUCUUUAAUCUGCGCUAA